Centruroides sculpturatus (bark scorpion) is the source of this 2556-nucleotide messenger RNA. RefSeq names its product probable phosphorylase b kinase regulatory subunit beta. Gene Ontology annotation, cellular component: phosphorylase kinase complex. The record is from RefSeq and is a predicted model, not a curated record. Gene Ontology annotation, molecular function: calmodulin binding. Bases 745 to 2508 code for a protein of 587 amino acids. NCBI's taxonomy places the organism in Eukaryota, Metazoa, Arthropoda, Arachnida, Scorpiones, Buthidae. Gene Ontology annotation, biological process: glycogen metabolic process. The transcript has 16 exons.
AAACUUUGAUCUAGAAAGCAAUAAAGUUUUGGCAUAAUUUUUGUUUUAAUGUAUAAGGAAUAAUUUUAAUUAAGUGCAAAGGAUUUAAUUUGAAUGAGGAAAAAUUGAUGCCGAAGAUAGAAGGGUCCAUGUUUACUUAAGAUUAAACAUUUUUCGGGAUAUAGAUCCAAAGAGGGUAUGGUAUGAUCCUGAAAAACAUUUAUUCUUAAAUAAACCGGGACUCCUUCAUGUGUUCUAGCAUCAGUUUUUCUUUGUUCUUCCAAUGGAGUCGCACGAUACAUAUAAUUAUUUAAUUCAGAGCUUCUAAUGCAUGCUGCUUAAUUACUGCUGAUUUUCUUAAUCUGCUUGUGUGUUGCUGUUUGUUUUAACACAUUCACAAAUAUAUUAAUCCUGUGUUCACAUUAAUUGAGAAUUAACAAGGGAAAGCAAAAGAUUCUGGAUCAGAGAUUCUAAAAUAAAUUUUACAUAAAAUACGGAAAUUAUUUUUAAAAUUUUACGAGAUUUUAAUUUUCAAUACUCUUAAAUAGUAGAAGUAAUAAUUUGUGGUUUCGAAUGUAUCUUUAGAGUUUCUUUUCCAGAAGAACUAGCAUGUGCAUGUGCAUGUCAAAAGUUGUUUGACGUAAGCGUCAAAUAGCUUUUGAAAAAUUUCUUGUACUAAAAUCAGUUAUUUAAAUAUCGGAUAUUUAUAUUUUACAGGGCACGUCUAGCGAUUUGGUGGUACAGGUUGUUCUUAUAGCAGAGAGCAUGAGAUUACAGGCAAUGAUGGCCACUUACGGUAUUCAGACGCAGACGCCUCACGAAGUAGAACCCGUUCAGAUCUGGCCUCCCAGUCAAUUAGUCAAAGUUUAUGAAUUUCUUGGGGUGACGAGGAAGCUCGGUUUAAAGGGAAGACCACCACGUCCGAUUGGCGCACUAGGCACAAGCAAGCUUUAUAGAAUAUGUGGUCAAACAGUUAUUUGUUAUCCAUUAAUAUUUGAAGUUAGUGAUUUUUAUCUGUCUCACGAUAUGGCUCUUCUGAUUGAUGACAUUAAAAAUGAACUGCAUUUCGUGGGCAAGUAUUGGAGAAUGUCUGGUAGACCAACAGUCUGCAUUUUGAUCAGGGAAGAACACAUGAGAGAUACACACUUUAAAGAAAUGCUGGAUCUAUUGGCAAUGUUCAAGAAGGGUCACUGUGACGGAUUAAAGAUUCGUACCGGUAGACUUCAAAAUCUUAUAUCAUCGUCUUGUAUAGAACAUCUUGACUUUCUUCAUUUACUACCACCCGAUAUUAUUCCAAAAUUUGAAGCAUUUCAGCAGUUAGAGCAUACUUCAAUUGGAUAUCAAAGUUUAACCGAUAUUCCUAAAGCAAUAAUUUAUAGCGAACCUACUUACAAUUUUGAGGAGUUCACACACAAAUCUACUAAAGAUAUUCUGGAUGCCAUUUCUCAAACCGAUACCCUUCACGGACAGAGUCAGCUAUUAGGCAUUCUUUGGUAUCGCGAAGGACCACAGUUUUGGGUGGAUGGAAUAACAGUAAAGGAAAGACUUGAAAAACUAACGAGGCAGGCUGGAGCUCUCAGGCAUUGGUCUGUAGUACGUUACUGUUCUAGCGUUCUGGAGAAAAUGGUCGAUAGCAUCAGUCCUUACAUUACGUCAACCCUAGUCAGCGGCAAACAGAUUACAGUUGGUAUUUUCGGUCACGAAGAAGUGGUCAUCGAUCAUCCUCUAACUCCCAAAGAAGUAAAAGGCAUUAUAUAUGGUCAGUGUCAGCAUCAUGAUAUUUAUCAAGCAGUUCUUCAACAAGAAAUUAUUCUCUAUAUCGGAAGACUCAUUUCUACGUCACCGCAUCUGUUUCAUGGCAUUUUGAAACUCAGAGUGGGCUGGAUUAUUCAAGCCAUGAUUCUUUAUUUGAAAUUCCUGAAUGAGAAUCCUCCAGCGUUACACAGUCUUUCUCCUAGCGAUUUACGAAAAGUCCUUUUUAAAGUGCUUGAAACGUCAGAUAAUGUUGCAUCUAAUAAAAUGACAGCUCAUCAACAGCGACAGAUCGAAGGUGCUCUGUGUCGCGUUCCUAGGAAUUUCUACGACAGGGUUUGGGACGUCAUGACUCGUACGCCGUCGGGUAUUAUUGUUGCGGGCCAUCAUUUGCCACAGCAACCGACACUCUCGGAAAUGACGGUUUACGAAUUAAACUUCGCUCUUCAGGUAGAGAUGCUGUUGAACAGAAUUUCGGCACCCGAAUACAGGCAGAUACUGGUUGAAUUGAUAAUGGUUGUGUACCUGGUACUGAAGAGGAAUCCCGAAUUGUCCUUUGGCGAUCCCGUCGAUAUGGAUAAGCUCGUCCACGAGUCAUUCGUCACGUUCAUAAAGGACAGACCGCAAGAAAUAGCCGAAAAUAGUUCGGAUAUGACCCCGUUCUAUAACGCUCCUUCCAAGAUAACGGCCAGUUAUCUGGCUCGAGCAGUGAUGCACAACCUGUUGAAGUAUGGACCCAGUCAUAUCGAUACCAGAGAGAUGUGCCACAUAUCUUAAGCCGUAAAUGCCCGUAGUUUAUAAAGUUUUAAUGGUUUCUAAACCCCC